Sorex fumeus (smoky shrew) is the source of this 924-nucleotide messenger RNA. Its product is annotated as olfactory receptor 4C3-like. Gene Ontology annotation, biological process: G protein-coupled receptor signaling pathway. Gene Ontology annotation, cellular component: membrane. Bases 1 to 924 code for a protein of 307 amino acids. NCBI's taxonomy places the organism in Eukaryota, Metazoa, Chordata, Mammalia, Eulipotyphla, Soricidae. The transcript has a single exon. The record is from RefSeq and is a predicted model, not a curated record. Gene Ontology annotation, molecular function: G protein-coupled receptor activity; olfactory receptor activity.
AUGCCACACAAUGUCACAGAGUUUUUUAUGUUGGGACUCUCCCAGCACCCAGAGGUACAGAGAGUUCUCUUUGUGAUAUUUUUGAUCAUCUAUGUGGUCACGGUUUGUGGCAACAUGCUCAUAAUAGUCACCAUCAUCUCCUCUUCUACUCUGGCAUCACCCAUGUAUUUUUUCCUGGCCCAUCUGUCUUUUAUUGACACCUGUUAUUCCUCCUCCCUAGCCCCUAAGCUCAUUGCUGACUCCUUGUAUGAGGGAAGAACCAUUUCUUAUGAGUGCUGCCUCACUCAGCUCUUCGGAGCCCAUUUUUUGGGAGGUGUUGAGAUCAUCCUGCUCACUGUGAUGGCCUAUGAUCGCUAUGUGGCCAUCUGCAAGCCACUGUACUACACAACUAUCAUGACCAGGCAUCUUUGUACCCUGCUGGUGGGAGUGGCAUGGCUGGGAGGUUUCCUGCAUUCAUUGGUCCAGAUUUUCCUGGUCCUCCAGUUGCCCUUCUGUGGGCCCAACGUCAUCAAUCACUUCGUCUGUGACCUGUACCCCUUGCUGGAACUGGCCUGCACGGACACGUACGUCAUUGGUCUGCUGGUGGUGGCCAACAGCGGUGUGAUUUGCCUGCUGAACUUCCUCAUGCUGGCCGUCUCCUACAUCGUCAUCCUGCGCUCCCUGAGAUCCCACAGUGCAGAAGGGAGGCGCAAAGCCCUCUCCACCUGCGGGGCCCACUUCACCGUAGUGGCCUUGUUCUUUGUGCCUUGUAUAUUUACUUACAUGCGUCCAACAACUACAUUAUCUAUUGAUAAAAACAUGGCAGUAUUUUAUGGUAUUCUGACACCUAUGUUGAAUCCAGUCAUUUACACCCUGAGAAAUGCAGAGGUGAAGAAUGCCAUGCGGAAGUUCCUCACACAGUUUGCAACCACAGAUGGACAGUGA